UCACACCUUGUGGGCUCCUCGACCAUAUAAAGCAUCGCUGCAGGACAUCAGUCAGUCACUAGACACAGCAGAGACAGUGUUUGCUUUUUUCACCAUUUUGCAUCCAAACCGUGUCAAAAUGUGCAAGCUCACUCUAACUGCAGCUCUCUGUUUGAUCAUCGCCUGCUUGGGUUUAUCUGGCAUUGAAGCAAACUCUGGCCCCUCCUACCCCAACAAUGCAUUCUCCUGCGUUGGAAAACCCAAUGGGCUAUACCCCAACCCUGGCGACGAACAUUCUUUCUUCUACUGUGUAGCUGGACGAGCAAUUCUCAAACAAUGCGCUGCAAAUUUGGUCUAUAACCCAGCCAUUAAGGGUUGUGACUAUCCCAAAUUUGCAUUCUUCUGCGUUGGAAAACGCGAUGGGCAAUACCCCAACCCUAGUGACCAACAUUCUUUCUUCUACUGUGUAGCUGGAAAAGCAUUUCUCAGACAAUGCCCAGCAAAUUUGGUCUAUAACUCAGCCAUUCAGGUGUGUGCCUAUCCCGAUAGUCCAGUUAACAAUGCAAACGACUGCUAUGGAAGAAAAGAUGGGCAGUACACCAACCCUAGAGACCAGCAUUCUUUUCUCAGCUGCGUAGCUGGACUAACCUACGUCAUGCAAUGCCCAGCAAAUUUGGUCUAUGUAGAAGCCAAGAAUUGGUGCGACUAUCCCAAUCAGCACCAUUACUAGUACAGAUGAUGGAGGCCAAUGUAGUAGAAGAAGAAAUGGGCAAUAUCCCAACCCUGAUAUAAUCAAAUUCUAUUAAAUGUUCAAUUUACUCUGUUUCUUCAAUGCUUUUGGAUGUGAGAAAUGUAAUAGUGGUUAAAUAUCACAUUAUUUUCUUAACUUCAUUGUUGUGUGUAUAAUCACAAUGGGUACUUUCUCUUUCGUUUAUGUUUAGCCAUUGGUGAAUGGAUUGGUCUUACAUUAUGACACAAAUGUAGCGUAUUGUAAUUAUAUUCAUGUGAUCUUACUCUGAAUUUAAUUCAAUCAUAAUUAUGAAACGAUGAAGCAAUAAAAUACAGCAAAUAUACCUGGCAAGUUUUUCUUUGCACUAUUUUUA
Messenger RNA from Pungitius pungitius (ninespine stickleback), 1082 nucleotides. RefSeq names its product chondroitin proteoglycan 2-like. Gene Ontology annotation, cellular component: extracellular region. Lineage: Eukaryota; Metazoa; Chordata; Actinopteri; Perciformes; Gasterosteidae. The record is from RefSeq and is a predicted model, not a curated record. Gene Ontology annotation, molecular function: chitin binding. Bases 119 to 709 code for a protein of 196 amino acids. The transcript is spliced from 4 exons.